Oreochromis aureus is the source of this 2282-nucleotide messenger RNA. RefSeq names its product lysine-rich nucleolar protein 1 (gene knop1). The coding region runs from base 684 to 2093 and encodes 469 amino acids. The transcript has 7 exons. The record is from RefSeq and is a predicted model, not a curated record. Lineage: Eukaryota; Metazoa; Chordata; Actinopteri; Cichliformes; Cichlidae.
GGACUCCUUUCUCGUCGCUAGCAGGAAGAGGAAAAUCUACUUCCGGGUCGCGAACGUAAAGCGCUACCCACGUGAAUUGUAGAAGUGUGCAAAACGGAUUCCGAUGAGGACGUAGUUUUUGUUUCUGAAAGGUCCUGUCACAAGCCCAUUGAAAUCACAAUUGAUCAGGCAAAGCGACUGGCCCUCCAAAGAGAAAUUGAUCAGCAGUCCCGACCCAAAGAGCCAGCCAAACCUUUGUCAAGCAAGAGACCUGUAGCUGAGGAGAGGCACGCAGAAAUCAUGAAAAUGAAGAUGGAGGAGGAGAAGAGUGAGGAAAAUAAUAUAAAGAAAGAGAAGAAACACAAGAAGGGAAAAGCUGAUGAUUUGAGCCUAGCAGAUGUGAGAAAAGAACAGAAGAAAGGCAAAAUGGCUGAUGCUGUGGUGAUCGAAGAGGGGUCUUGUGACGGAAAUGGUGAGAAGGAAGAAAAAAGAAGAAGAGGAAAACUGAUUCUCUGGAUGAUGUCAAUGAUUCUGAGGUCACUGAUGGAAAAGAUGUCACCAAAAAGAAGAAGAAGAAGAGGCUGCUGGUAGAUGGUGAGAGUCAAGGAGAAAUUACACAGAGUUUAGUAAAAGAGGAGGAAGUAGAUAAGAAAGAGAAGAAGACAAAAGGAAAAAAUAAGUCUACACAAAUUAAACAAGAAAACAUGGUGAAAGAAGAAGAGGAAGAGGAGCAAGUGGGAAAAGAUAAUCUGCCCAAAAAAGUCAAGAAAGGGAAAAAACAGGUUUUAGAUAUGAACACAGAGGAGACUGAGGAGAAAAUCAAAGAAAAGAAGAAGAAAAAUAAGGUGUUGGCUGAUGGUGAGGCUCAUGUAGAAACUGCAGAUGCUUUAGUAAAAGAGCAGGAAGUGGAAAAGAAACAGAAGAAGAAUGUAAAAAAUAAGUCUACACAAAUAAAACGAGAAAACAUGGUAAAAGAAGAGGAGGAAGAAAAGCAAGUGGAAAAAGACAAUGUGCCCAAGAAAGCAAACGAGAAACAUGCUUUAGAUAUGAGCACAGAGGUGACCGAAGGGCAAAGAAAAGAAAAGAAGAAAAAACAAAAAUGCCCUUUAACUGUGGAAGAAGCAACAAUAAAGAAAGCUAAAACAGCUGAAAAUGGCAUAAAGUUAGAAAAAAUCGAACACGAGGACGUAAAAAUAAAAAAGAAGAAAAAGAAAGAAACCGAGACUAAAGAAGAAAAUGGAGUAGAAACAGAGAUUAAAGGCAAAAACAAAAAGAGCAAAGAAGCAUCAGACAAAGUUAGAAAAAGUGAAAAGCAAGAAAAAUCAACAAACAGUGUUAUUGUUACUACUGAUGAUGAAGUAAUGACAGAAUUUAAGAAAAAGGUAAAAAAGGGUAAAUGUAAAAUAGCUACUGUGGAGGCUACCAAUGCAGAGAAGGAAGAGCCAAAGAAGAAGAAAAGAAAAAAGGUACAACGUGAGGAGGAAGAAGACAAACAUGAGGAGGUUCAGAAGGAUGAGCAGAGUGGCGAAGCUGGUGACACACCAAAGAAGAAAAGCAAACAGAAAAGGAGCUCUGCUAAGGUGGAGCGCGUGAGCGACUCCAGAGUUGAACCUGUUGCUAAAAAGAAGAAAAACAUCAAACAAGAACGGGAAGACCCAGAGUUUCAGGAGUCACCCCAAGUGGACGUGGUUUUCCUGUCAGAGAGGAGUGGAAACACUGAUGAGGUCACCAUCAAUCAGGAAAGAAGACAGGCUUUACAAAUGGAGAUCGACAAGGCCUCUCAACCUGACAAAAAAGUCAAACCUGCGGGUUUGGGCCAGUGGAGCACAGCGCAGUUCAACAGCUCUGAACAACAACAGAAGUUCCUCCGGUUGAUGGGUGGCUUUAAAAAGGGUUUCCAGCCAGCGGCGAGGACCACUGGUGGAGCAAAUAUGGCACUAGGGAAGGACGCACAGCAGCAGUUGCAGCAAGGCCUUCUGGGGGAGUUUGAACGAGCCCACUCGCGCAGAAUGGACUUUAAUAAUAGGGGGGCAGGACUUGGGUUUACUGCACCGUCCAAUAAGAAAUUUUCAAUUGAUAUCAAUACAUGUCGAUCAGUUCGCUUUGAUGAUUGACGAGUGAAGAUUUGGUUUUACAAAGUUUUGUACAUAGUGUUUUAAUCGGCACACCUUUUCGUUUAAUCAGCUUUACUGGAGAAUUGAUCCUACAGAAAGUAAAGUGUGUACUGGUGAAAAAAAGAGAAACACUGCUAGUUGUAUAUACUGUAUAUUAAACAUUUCUCCAACAGCUGGAAAACAAGCAGA